AUGGACUACCGCAAGCUGAAUGUGGCCACAAAGAAAUAUCAUUUCCCUCUACCAUUCAUCGACCAAAUGCUAGAGCGUCUAGCUGGGAAUGAUUUUUACUGCUUCUUGGAUGGUUAUUUCGGGUGCAACCAAAUUAUAAUAGCUCUAGAAGAUCAAGACAAGACCACAUUCACCUGCCCAUAUGGGACCUUCGCUUUUCGCCGUAUACCAUUUGGCCUCUACAAUGUGCCAAGCACGUUCCAAAGGUUUGAAAUGAAAUCUGUUAUGCUCCAAAUGCUCCAGACUGUUGGGCAAUUUGGAGGUAGCUGUGGCGAAGAUCCUAAUGCCCAUAUGAAGCGUUUCCUGGAAACGUGCAAUUCCUUUAUGAUUUCUGGAAUCACACCGGAGGCAAUCAGGCUCUUCUUGUUUCCCUAUUCUUUGCGAGACGACGCAAAGCAAUGGGUGAGUUCAUUAGAGCGUGGGGAAAUCACCACAUGGGAAAAGUUGGUGGAAAAGUUUAUGCAGAAAUACUUCCCACCUACCACCAACGCAAGGAGGCAUCGGGAAAUCAUGAACUUUGAAUAG
Messenger RNA from Benincasa hispida (wax gourd), 564 nucleotides. The record is from RefSeq and is a predicted model, not a curated record. NCBI's taxonomy places the organism in Eukaryota, Viridiplantae, Streptophyta, Magnoliopsida, Cucurbitales, Cucurbitaceae.